AUAGUUUGGAAUUGGAAUUUCAGAGAUGAAGUUUCUAAAUCGAUUUAAUAUUUUAUUAAUUUUUGUAUUUAUUAUGUUCAUAUAUUCUUUAUUUGAGUUUAAUAUUGACGCAGUUUUUCAUUAUAUCGGUUUUAAAGAAUUAAAAAAAAAUUUGGGGAGUUUAAUUCCAUUUUUAAGGAAGUCGUCAAGUUGGAAGAAAGUGUGCAAUAUGGAAACAAAACCGCAUCGUUCUAUAAUUUAUGUUAAAGUGCAAAAAACAGGUUCCACUACUCUUAGGAGCACUCUUCUUAUUUAUGGUAAACAGUACAACUUAAAUAUAUGCUUUGACUCAACAAACCUUUGGGGUUUGAACUGGCCUAAUGCAGUAGAAGAAUUAAAGUUGACAAAAGUAUACGAUGAGAAAUGCGACUUAAUAGCUGAUGAGUUAAUAUUUGAUCCUGUUAUUGUUGAUAAACUUAUGAGCAAAGACGCUUUUGUUAUGGCAUCUGUGCGUCAUCCAGUCGAACAUUUUCUUUCUUUAUACAAAUACUCAAGAAUACAAUCGGCUGUAGAACGAUUGAUAUUAAAAAACGUAGACCUAUGGGAAAGCAUUAGGAUAUUUUUUAAGCAUUAUCAACUAGUUCGAAAUAUUUACACAACCUACAGGGAAAACGAGGUACGAGAUAAAUAUCAAAUUGAUCUUAUUCAACCUAAUUUGCAAACUCGAAGUUUAGGAAUUAUUAACGGCACAAAAGCGGAAAUCAUUGAUCGACUUGAUGCUUUUCACUUUUUUGUUGUUGCAGAUAAAUAUGAUGAGUCUAUGGUUAUACUAAGAGAAAAGUUAUGUUGCACUAUACAAGAUGUAGUGUAUCGUAAGCAAAACGUAAGACGAGGCAAUGAAGAAGCAACAGUUCAGAUACCACCCGAUAUUGAAAAAACCAUUUUAGAAUUUAAUUAUGCUGAUUUGAUCUUUUACAACAUUGCAAAUAAUAGGUUACGUGAAGAAAUAGAAAAACAUACUUACUUUGAGCAAGCACUCGGUAUUUUUAAACACGAACUAGGUCUUUACGAAUCAAAAUGCACCAACAAUGACGUGCCUCAAACUGUUAAAGAUAGUAUUUGCCCACCCAAAGAAGUUGCACAAACAGGUGUUUUUGUAGAAAAUAUAAAAGCAGAACAGCAAAAAAUUUUGUUGAGCAAGUUGAGAGACAAAUUUAAAUCCACAUGAAAAAUAUCUUUUAAAAUAAGGCGUUUGUUUACCAAGAUGGAAAGUUUUCUAACUUACUUAAAAAAAAUACUUAUCAUUUUAUUAAGUUAUGAAUGAAAAGCUUUAGUUUCCAAAAUUUAAAAUUUGAGACAAAGUUAUCUUGUGUAGUUUGCUUAUUACUCGUGAAUUAUCUCUAUAUUUAGAAGAUAAAAGUUGAUACCAAGCUCACUGGAACUUAGGUUGAUCGAGUAUGCUUUAAAUAUUAAGAAAAAAGUUCGUUAAAAAAACUGAUAAACUUUAUAAAAAACUCUUAUGUUUUAUUAAAUAGAUGUCUUUUUAAUCGAGAAGUAAAGCAAAACUAUUUAAGAGUAUUUGAUAUGUAAAACCACCCAAUCUUUUUUAAUCGAGAAAUAAAGCAAAACUCUUCGAUAAUAUUUUAUAUGUAAAACCACCCAAUCUUUUAUGAUAAAAAUGUGUGAAAAAUUAAA
Messenger RNA from Hydra vulgaris (swiftwater hydra), 1674 nucleotides. Its product is annotated as galactose-3-O-sulfotransferase 2. NCBI's taxonomy places the organism in Eukaryota, Metazoa, Cnidaria, Hydrozoa, Anthoathecata, Hydridae. Gene Ontology annotation, biological process: glycolipid biosynthetic process. The record is from RefSeq and is a predicted model, not a curated record. Gene Ontology annotation, molecular function: galactosylceramide sulfotransferase activity. Gene Ontology annotation, cellular component: membrane.